CACCCACCCAGCCAGCCAGCCAGCCAGCCAGUCACCUCGAGAGCUUCCACCGGCCGGCUGGAGCAGAGUCAUACAAACGGACCCAGAGCAGUCAGAGCGACCCUGCAGCGUGUGUUUGGCUCAUCGUUCAGACGCCGGAGCUGAAGAGGAGAAUGGGACGCCGGUGUUUGGAUCAGGACUGAGACUGGUCGGCACGUUCUAGAGCUCCUCCAGCCCGUUAAGAAGUACAUUUCUCCCGGCGCAGAGUCACGUUUUCGCCGCUGACACAAUGGGCUGCUGCAGCGGACGAUGCACUCUCAUCUUUAUUUGCACUUUACAGCUGGUCUUGGCUUUAGAGAGACAGGUCUUUGACUUCCUGGGUUACCAAUGGGCCCCAAUCCUCGCCAACUUCUUCCACAUCAUCAUCGUCAUCCUUGGUCUCUUUGGCACUAUCCAGUACCGGCCACGCUAUAUAAUUGUGUAUACAGUGUGGGCUGCACUGUGGGUGGCCUGGAACGUCUUUAUCAUCUGCUUCUACCUGGAUGUAGGAGGCCUGUCUAAGGACAGCGACCUGCUGACAUUUAACAUCUCAGCUCAUCACUCCUGGUGGAGCGAACACGGGCCAGGCUGUGUGACGGGAGAGAUGCCACAGACUCCGGGGGUCCGAACCACUGAGAGCCACUCCUACAUCACUGUAAUGGGCUGCCACAUGGACUACCAAUACAUCGAGGUGGCACACAGCAGCGCACAGAUUCUUGUUGCUCUCCUGGGCUUCGUGUAUGCUUGCUACGUUGUCAGUGCUAUCACCGAGGAAGAGGACAGCUUUGAUUUUAUUGGUGGAUUUGAUCCAUUCCCACUCUACCAUGUCAAUGAGAAACCAUCUCAUCUCCUCUUAAAGCCCAUGUACCUGUCUACGUAAAUAGAAAAGAGAACGUCCAGCGGGGAGGUGACACAGCAAGUUCCCACGGAGACAAAACGGCUGUUUUGACACAAACAUCCCAGCGUGCGGGGGGGGGGACACACCAGACAUUCCUCCUCCUCUUGAUUUCGGUCCUUUAAACAUGUCAUUUACUGGUGUGCUGCCCAGAAAAAACAACACUUCUCAGUAGGGUCCAUUGUUUUCCAUAAUGGCUUCAGGAUUGAGGGAUUACAGUGAAACAAAGCCUCAUAUUUUGUAUUUAGGGACGUGUCAAUCCUUUUCUUUGUCCUGUGACCUGCCUGUACUGAUCUAAGUCCCUCUAAGAACAUGACUGUAUAGGACAUGUACAGUGUAUAAAUACAUAGUGUAUGUAAUCAGGGACUGGCCAGCGUUCCCGCUCUGUGCUGCUGCGUCUUAGAGGGCUCGGUGAUUUAGCACGUUAUUGCUGGUUUGGCUCAGAUCUUGGCCGGAGGCUGAAUUACAGUGCAGUCUGCGGAAUGAGCCAUUGUGCACUGCCUGUUUACUUUAGGCCAGGAUCUGUGUGCAUAAAUACACGAGCAAAGGCAGGAAGAGGCAGGGGAGAGGCGAGGUAGAGGGGGGGACAAAAGCACCAAACCUACAGGGGGAAUGCAUCAAAAAUAGAAAAUGUAAAUAAUGAAACAAGCAGGGGGGAGGAUUUUUAGAUUUGGAGUUUGAAAUGUGAACUAUCAUGAAUGCAAAAGCGUGUAAGAGGCUUUCAAAAAGCAGGAACAGCAUGUGAGUCGUAACUUUUAUUCCUGGAGUCCUUUUAUUGUGACUAUUUCCACCAACAGCCAAGCCUGUCGCUGUGAAGUGUCAGAUGUUUCACUAGAAGAGGGAGUUUUGUUUUCACUUCUUCUGCUGACACACACCGUGCCGCUGACAGGCGUGAUCAUUACACACUCCAGCAAAAGAUUACACAGCAUAUUUUUAACUUCAAGAAUAUGACAGAAGCUGUUUUUUUUCUUUUGACGUUGCACAAAACAAAUGUUGAGAUGUCUGGGUAUGGUCGUCUGUGUAGAAGUAGCAUGGCUGUACCCGAGUGAACCAGAGCUGUGUCUCCUGUCAGUGUACAUUCUCAGUGGUGAUAGUCUCACUUGUGAUUGUUUCAUAGCAUGUUUUUUUUUUACACGGUUUGUAUUGUAAUUAUGUGUAUAACAUAUAAAGCAAUGAGAAAGUAGGAAAACUGAUGUCUGUAUGUGAGCUGGUUAGUCACAUAAAUGUUAUUCUGACCCAGCAACAAAAAACAAGCAUCUCUAUUUAGGAUCAAGUUUACACAUGUGGGUCAUAUCUCUUAAUCUGAACGAUUUAGUAGCACUUUUUUUAACAUGGAUCUUUUAAACCUGAAGCUAGUUCAAAUGUCUGCCCUGUCGCCUUAUUUGUGUGAAUCACUACUGCCCUCUGGUGUUCAGAGCAUUCAUAUACAACUUACGCUUAUACAGGUGAGCAUUUUCAGAAAAUUUGUCUUGAAUAUUUUUUGUGUGUAAAAGCUGCAUUUCUAUCAAGUGGUCUGGUUCAGUUUGGUUUUCACUGUCAAAACUUAGAAGAGGUACCAGAAUAACUGAUUGGUACCUUCUGAUUUUGUGGCAUCUCUCUGUUGGGGUACCAAGCGUACCUAUGUGACCCGAGAAGAGUGGAGCUGGGCUGACUGAAGGCCACUGAUUAGUUUAAAAGAUUCUUCAUUUACUAUGCGACAGCUAUGAAAAUUAACAAAGACUAAGCUUGCCAUUUUUUCUGUUAAGCUGCAAGGCUGCCCAUAAGAGGAGGUGAAGGGGAAAGCCUUCUGUGGCCAAGCCAACUGGGGUACCCAUGGAGGUCAGGAAAAUCAUGAUCUAUUGUAAAGUUUAUUUGUGAUAACCAUAUUUUAGAUUUAACCUGAACAAUAACCCCUCCUACCUAAGCAACAAAAGUGAGUUUGAUUUAUUUAUGCUGUUGUACAAUAGCAUUUUUCAAAAUGUAAACCCAUUUCCUCAAAACAGAAUCACCUUUUUUGGUUAUGUUAAUGCGAAUGGGCACAUUGACUAAACCAUUUGGAAAGUAAUGUUAGACUUCAUAGCUCAACCAUCAUGUGCACAAAUGUCAGGAUACCAGAGAAUAAAGUAGAAGGAACUGUGAUAAUUUUAAGGGAAAAAUAAUUAUAAUAAUAAUAAUAAAUACAAAUAAUUGCAAAAUAACAGCAAAAAUAGUUUAAAGGUGACAGUAAUAGGCUGAAAGAGGCAAAGCUGGAAUAAAGCAGCAAAUAUGGAUUAAAAAAGAAAGAAGUGGAAAAAUUGGCUGUAAAAAGUGGUGAAAAGCAGUUAAAAGUGGCAAAAAUGGGUAAAAGGGGAAAAUAGGCUUAAAGAGGCUACAUAGGAAUAAAGCUGCAAAUAUUGGUUAAGAAAGGAAAAAGUGGCAAAAUUGGCCAUAAAAAGUGUUGAACAGUGGUUAAAAAGUGGCAAAAAUGAGAUAUAUUAGUGGCUAAAGUUGCAAAACCAAAAAUUUGGUUUGAUGUGGAAACAAAUGUGGCAAAAUUAGCUGAAACUGUGAUGAAAAGUUCUUAAAAAGUGGCAAGAAUUAAAAAUUCGAACAUCUAAACUCAAUUAUAGCUUGACACACUUUUCAUCUCUAAAUUUAAGUAACUGUUAGCAGGGACGCAAGCACCAAUUGCUACUGAUCCAACACACAAGUAUUGAUACCAUCAUGAAAUAACAGGGGGAGGGCCCAUUCUCUGGGUUUUUCAGGAGCCCAGUCAAUAAAAGCAGUUAAAAGUGGCAAAAAUGGGUAAAAGGGGAAAAUAGGCUUAAAGAGGCUACAUAGGAAUAAAGCUGCAAAUAUUGGUUAAGAAAGGAAAAAGUGGCAAAAUUGGCCAUAAAAAGUGUUGAACAGUGGUUAAAAAGUGGCAAAAAUGAGAUAUAUUAGUGGCUAAAGUUGCAAAACCAAAAAUUUGGUUUGAUGUGGAAACAAAUGUGGCAAAAUUAGCUGAAACUGUGAUGAAAAGUUCUUAAAAAGUGGCAAGAAUUAAAAAUUCGAACAUCUAAACUCAAUUAUAGCUUGACACACUUUUCAUCUCUAAAUUUAAGUAACUGUUAGCAGGGACGCAAGCACCCAUUGCUACUGAUCCAACACACAAGUAUUGAUACCAUCAUGAAAUAACAGGGGGAGGGCCCAUUCUCUGGGUUUUUCAGGAGCCCAGUCAAUUCUGUAGGCAGGCCUGCAGAGCUGAACACCUUUUCUCCCUUAUUUUGUCAUAAAGAUGCUUUUAAAGGAAAUGGUGAUUAGCCAUUUAGGAACUAAAACUGGUACUGAUUGAAUUGAUUCAGGUAAACAAACUACAUGCUGUAGUGAUGUGUUGUACAAGAAUUAGCCGGCUUUUAAGAGCUGGCUCUGUUAUGUGAAUGGCCAAUGUUCCUGUUUAAGGGGACAAUUUCCUUUUUCUAACGUUUUUUGUUGUUGUUUAGUAGACAUAAAAAGGCAGACUUAUACCAAAUGAAAAGCCUUUUUGGAGCUGAAAGAAUAACACUGAGCCAAAUAAUUCAGAUCUCUAACAGCAGAGGUGGAAAGUAACUAAUUAUGUUUACUCAAAUUGCUGUAAUUGAGUAAAUUUUUUGGGUAGUUGUACUAAUACAUUAAGUAAGUUUCAACCAGAGUAACUCUACUUUUACUUGAGUAAAAUAAUCAAGUACUUUUUCCCCUUUGUCUAAAAGAAGCCAGAAUUCCCAUCAGCCUCACUGCGAACUCUGUCUGUGGAAAUGUAACCAAAACCAUGCCAAACUGGACCACUUGAAGGAAACGCGCCAAAAGAGUAUGUACUUUUUCACUGGAGAGCUAGUCAUUGUCAAAACAAAUGAGACAAAGAUCUUUGGUAGCCACUGCACAUAAAUCCAGGAUGUUUUCUGUAUUCCUCUGUAUGCUUUGUCUAAAGUGGUGAGUUUGAAAAUGUCUGUCUACUUUAUUUUAAUCAGAAGAAAAAAGUUCUGUUUCUACUGUGUCUGCUUGUCAGCACCUAAAAAUACUCUUAAAGGUGUUGUUUUUCCUUUGUGAUAUGAAAAGUUCUUCACUGCCACAUAAACAGUUACGAUCUGUUAUGAACAUGAAAAUCUUCUGAUCGUUUUUCUCAGCUUAUGUCAGAAUAAUGAGAGUGAGCUAUUUUGGGUUUGAUUGGUCACCUCUCUGUUGGCGAGAUGCAAUAAUUAAAAUGUCAUUAUUGUUUUUAUCAUUUAAAGUUUACACCGUUCUUAAAGGCCUAAUGGUGUGUGCGUUAGUAUAAACACAGAGCACCUCAUACUGUAACAUUAUCAGUGUUAGUAGUAAAUGCUACUAAAAAUGCCAUGUAGUCUUCCUCUGAGUGCAAUACAGCCUCCUCUGAAGCCCUGGAAGUGGAGUUAGUUGACGCUGUUACGGUUGUGUAUGUGUGUGCUAGUCCCACUGCAAAGUUCCACCUGUUUGUAGAUUAUUCAUUUUCUUUGUAUGGAAAGCAGAAAACAAAUCUCUUUUAUAUAUUUCUUUCUUUUGUAUUUUGUGUUUGUGUCACCCCUACGGGACCUGAUUGUGUAAUGUUAUUUAUCCUGAACUGUGCUUUGGUGUCUUGUAAAUAGGUGUUUGUUAAUAAAAGAAUGUGAUCUUUUA
This is a messenger RNA of Cheilinus undulatus (humphead wrasse), 5521 nucleotides long. RefSeq names its product sodium/potassium transporting ATPase interacting 4 (gene nkain4). Gene Ontology annotation, biological process: regulation of sodium ion transport. The coding region runs from base 269 to 898 and encodes 209 amino acids. The transcript is spliced from 7 exons. The record is from RefSeq and is a predicted model, not a curated record. NCBI's taxonomy places the organism in Eukaryota, Metazoa, Chordata, Actinopteri, Labriformes, Labridae.